CUCUCUCUCUCACUCUCGUUCUCACACACUCAGUCGCUGUGCUCUGACGGAUGGGGAUACACUGCCAAGGAGGACUUAGGGGUGAGAAGAGUGUGUUUCUUUUCUUCUCUGGUGUGUUUUCUUUCUCUUCCGCCUGGCUUCCCUCAUGAGCUGUUAAUUCCAGCCCCAGUCCCAAGGAUGAGGAGGAUCUAUUUGUGAGGAAGACACAACAAAGGAAGAGGGAACAAGGAGCAACAGGGUGGUAAAUUCUGCGAGCGGGAGUGAGCGAGAAGAUCUUUUCUUUUUCUCCAGGCUCGAGCAAGGAGUCCUGACUCCCAGCAGCAGCCAUGUGAGAGGAGCUGUCAGCGAGCAGAGGAUGCCCACGUCCAGCUAAAGCAGAACAGCCCUUCCCCUCUCUCCUCCCUCCCCUCCUGCUCCCUCCCUCCCUCCCACAUGAGGACAAGAAGAUGACUAUCACCAGUCGGCAGUCCUUCAAUGUCCUGACGGUCAUCUUCCUCCUGCUGUCUACUGCAGCCCUCUCAGCUCAUUACCGAGUGUGUGAACCCUACUCUGACCACAAAGGGCGGUACCACUUUGGCUUUCACUGCCCACGCCUCUCCGACAUCAAGACCUACAUGUUCUGCUGUCACCACAACAACACCGCCUUCAAGUACUGCUGCAACGAGACCGAGUUCCAGAUGGUCAUGCAGAUCAACCUCACCACCACCUCAGACGGUUAUGCACACAAUAAUUACACAGCCCUGGUCGGGGUGUGGAUCUACGGCUUCUUCGUCAUGGUGCUGCUUGCCCUGGACUUCCUCUACUACUCGGCCAUAAAUUAUGAGCUGUGCCGGAUCUACCUGGAGAAAUGGGGUCUGGGAGGACGUUGGCUGAAGAAGGCUCGGAGUCAGUGGCACAGGUCCAUGCCGGAAGAGAGUGAAGCCCAGGCCCAGGCCCAGCCCAUGGUUCCCAGCCACUACCAGCCCAGACACAGCCUCCGGGGGGAGAGCCACAGCCCCACGCUCCUGCCCUACAACACCUCCACCGCAUGAAUGAUGCUGCGAGUGGACGUACAGAAGAGUAGCAACACCUGGUUUCCUUACAUGGUACAGAGGAGAUGUCCCACAGUUGCCCUUCUCUGGACCACAGACACAACACUGCUGGUCGGCUAGCCAUAGUGUAGUAGUUAGAAGUGACUACUGCCCCUUUCUAAUGAGCACAAAACACCCUUGGAUUGACAGAAGCAGGCCUACAUGGCAAUUAGAAACAGCUGAACAAAGGCUGCGAGGACACACAGAGGUCUGCACGGCUGCUGCCACAGCAGACGAGAGACAGACACGUUCAACUGCUCACAGGGUUUAGAGAUCCCAUGAAAUGGCUGCUAAGGCCUGAUGUAUCCCAAACAAAUCUCAGCUGAACUGGAUAAACUGUACUCGCAAGUGAGAAAGCUUGCCUGUUUAAAAAGAAAAAAAAUAACAGAAAGAACAAAAAAAAAGCUCAUCUUUCUAGAUAUAAAAUGUUUAUUACACUGCUGUGUCACUUUGUGUUCAGUAGCAGUUAGACACAGUUGUGGGUUAUCUAUUUGGUGAUUUAUUUAUGUGAACUAGUCAGAGAAAUAUAUGAGUGGAUAACUUUCUGAACAUGUAAUGGCUUAGGUUGAUGCUGAGCAUCUCACUUAGAGUAGAAUGUUUUUGUUACCUACUGAGGCCAGACAAAAUGUCUGUGCAGCCAUGUUGAAAAACAAUAUCUUGUAUGAAAUGUUUUAGGUCUCCUUUCUGCGAAACAAGCGAUUUCUUGACAUUGUGUCUGUCGAGGACAUAACGCCAUAAAGCUUCUCUGCUGAAGGUCGAAAGGUUUGACAUGAGGUCAUCAAGAUUUCUCUCUCUUCACCCAAAACAUUGAUGAGGAUCAGGGAUGCCUUCACAACAGCAAAGAGCUUUAUGCGGAGUUAACGUACACGGAGCCCUUUUUGAUGAGUCUACAGACCCUUCUGAGAUCCUCACUUAUAUAGUUAGUUUAUGACAGUUUCCUCCAUCACCCCAUCCAGCGGCUUCUUUGACCUUCCUCAGUGCUGGAGCCGACUGAAACCGCUCCAUUAGCAAUAUGAUGCAAAUGAAUACCCAUUAGCGCCUUUAUAAGGAGCACUCUAUAUCCCACAUUGGUAAUAGACAAUUGUAAGCGAUUAGCCAUAAUAGGAAAUGUUAAAAAAAAAAAAAUCCAUUAAACCCCCCUCACUGUCAGCAAUAAUGUACAGUAGCUUAAUCAGAGGGAUGACAUGGUACGUAAAAGUCAGAAGGGCCGGCCGGCCGAACAAGCAGCGGGUAAUCACUGAGGUGUAUCGCAGAUGUUUCAGCUCAGUUUGUGGUUAAGAAGAAGGCGAAGUCAAUGAAAUGAACGUCUCUGGAUGAUGAGCUCAUCUCAAAAAGACCUCCAAAGAUUUCUGUGUCAGCUUUGUAAGAGAAAAAGAGUUCAAUAAUUAUCAGUUUGUGAAGGAGAGCUCUCAGUUUACGGCUGCAACUAAUCAUUACUUUUAUUUUCAGUUUGUUUCCUCAGAAAACGGUGGAAGCUUAUAAUUUCCAACAGCCCGAGGUCAUGUGUGUAAAUGUUUGUUUUAUUUAACCGACAGUCCAAAACAGAGAUUUUGUAAACAGCGAUUAUGUGGCAUUUUGCAAAUAACUGAAACAGCGAAUAAAUUAUGAAAAUAGAAUAUUCUGAGGCCACAACUAAAGAAUAAUUUCAAUAUUAAUCAUUCAGUUAUUUACUCAAUAAACUGUUUGGCCUGUUAUUUGUCAAAAAAAAAAAAAAAAAAGCAAAAAAUACCUCUAGUAGUUUUAUGAUGUCGUUGACUUUUUUUAGACCAACAGUCCACAAUUCAGAAAUUUAAUUUACUAUUACAGUGGAGGAGCAAAGGCAGCAAAUCUUCACAUUUCAGAAGCUGAAACGAGGGAACAGUUGAGCGUUUUUGCUUUGUAAAUGAAUUAAACAUACGUCGAUUAGAAUAGCUGCAGAAAAAUUGUCAGUGGAUUAGUAGAUAAAUAGUUUCUGCAAUGAAGGAAAAGUUUUUCCCCUCAUGGUCAAAUCUGAAUUAGACUUAUCCUCUCUCAGCAGUCCAUGACAUACUGUCCUUUCUUUUUGUGGAAAAGCAGCUGUCAGUUUUUAUACCAGUGAGACAGUGUGAGGUACAGCAGUAGGAGGGUGUCCCCGUCCUUCACCUGCAACCUGUGACAGCUGUUGAGCCUGUACCGUCAGGAUCCCCGGUCCGUGCACGCAUUGUAAGUUGGAGGAGAAGCUAACAGGAGCCAGCCGUGGGACUCGCCUUCAUCUCUCACCUCUCUGCUUCAUCAAGUUUAAGUGGAACCUCAGCCGAGUGCCGUAAAGGGGCCUGCCAGCGUCGUCCUCAGUUAUCAGCAAUAAUAUUCAAAUUUGCUGAGUUGUUAGAGCAAGUUAAUUCCCAUUUCAAUAGCUAAAGUUUAAUUGUGUGUGCGCUCCAGCAGACGUGUGCCACCGCUUUCAGGGGCAGAGACACGGGAUGUGUCCAAGUGAAAUAAUUGGGCCAGAGAUCAGCAGUGGUUCCAAAUUACACACUCCCAGUCUUUCUCUCUCUCUCUGUCUCUCUCUCCGGCUAGCUGCCUCCCUAUUCCCAGAGUGUGAACAGCAGCAGCAAACAAGGAGGGGAGAUAUUUAACAGGUGCAGCAGGACAAAGGAGAUUUAAUUAGUCUUCAAUGCUGGAUAAGUGGGGACAAAAUCGGAUGUGUUGGAGAACAUGUGGCCUUUCAGGCUGUGUGUGUUUUGACCUGUAAUACGACGACGGUUUGUUCUCAUCACCAAUAAUGUAAUACAGUAGUCACACCCAGGGAAUUAAAAGAAAAACCUUCAGUUUGCUUCUGAUGAGCAGUAGCAGGGUCAACAACGGAUUCCCUCGUCGACAAAUGAGGAGUCUUUCCCCUGUUUUUUUUUUCUUUCUUUCUUUUUUCUUUUCAAUGUUACAACUUGGUUUUGUGAUGUUUUCUGUUCUGUUGAAAACAGUCUUGACUCUGGCCUGAUGUGAUGUGGUACUGUAAAUCGUAUCAGCUCAACCCUCUUCCCGUAUUACAAAAAAGAAAUACAAAAAAAAAAGAAAAAAAUACAGAGGAUGGGAAGAAGGAAGCACACAUCUGUUUCAGUCUCUCCAGGUUGUCAUGGUAACAGUUGCCUUACAGUCGAAUACCCACCUGUACACAGAAGCUUUGUAGUGGUUGAUACCUCACUUUUUUGGGUGUGGCGGUGAUGAUGAUAAUGUGCACCACGUUCUGUCUAUGUAUUUCCUACUAGAUAGAAUGUUCAGUACCGUUUUCAAUUGGAUUGUUAUUGCACUUGUUGACUUUGUAUUGUCACGACAGGGAGAAAUAAAGUUUUAUCUUUUCCAGUGUGUUUAAA
Stegastes partitus (bicolor damselfish) is the source of this 4396-nucleotide messenger RNA. RefSeq names its product shisa like 1b (gene shisal1b). The transcript is spliced from 5 exons. The record is from RefSeq and is a predicted model, not a curated record. Lineage: Eukaryota; Metazoa; Chordata; Actinopteri; Pomacentridae. The coding region runs from base 447 to 1031 and encodes 194 amino acids.